GACGGGGUGCGAGAUUUGCAUACGGCUUUAAUCAGCUGCAUACUGAUUAACUUUCAUUAUGGAUGCUGCGCUUCCAGCUGUAGUCUUUGUGUUUCGCUCGCCACGGAACAAACAACUUUCCUCGGAAGCGUCGGCCGGAGCGCGGGAGCCGUUCGCUGUCGCUGAUGCCUCGUGAUCGCUCGACAUCGUAGCGCGGGUCGUGAGAGCUCGUUUCUGGAGGGUUUGGGUCGAGCGGCCGCUGGUGGACGCAGAUUCUAGCAGCUGUCCAGCAGAUCUGAGUAAAAGCACCAUGGAGAACAGAGCGCAAGGACUUCAAGCUCAGGCCAACGGUCUGGACGCACACAAACCAAAUGGACAAGCAACAAGUGCAAUCAGCAACGCUCAGGCGCAGGCGCUGCUCCAGCAGUUGAGUUUGACUCCAGCGCAGCUGUUGCUGCAGCAGACGCAGGCGCAGCUCAUCGCAGCCGUGCAGCAGUCGGCAGGUCAACAGAGCAGCACCACUGGAGCCAAUAUCUCCGCCUCCGCGGCCACGCCCAUCACUCUGUCCCAGCCCAUCCAGAUCGCAUCUCAGCUGCAGCCACAGGGUUUGAACCUGCAGCAGUUCGUGUUGGUUCAGCCGGGUCACUCCAUCAGCCCUCAGAUUCAGCCCCAGUUCAUCAUCUCUCCGUCUCCUCAGGGUCAGACCGGUCUCUUGCAAGCUCAGAAUAUCCUGACUCAACUACCUCAAAGCCAAGCCAGCCUCCUGCCCGCUCAGACCAGCAUCGCUCUCACCACACAGGCGGCCACACCGACGAGGAAGAUCGCGGCCAUGCCGUCUCCCGCGGCUCCCACUCCGAAGCGCGUGGACGGCCCGUGUGUGGAGGAGGCCAGCGACCUGGAGGAGCUCGAGCAGUUCGCAAAGAACUUCAAGCAGAGACGCAUCAAGCUGGGCUUCACUCAGGGUGACGUGGGGUUAGCGAUGGGGAAACUCUACGGCAACGACUUCAGCCAGACCACCAUCUCCAGAUUCGAGGCCUUGAACCUGAGCUUCAAGAACAUGUGCAAACUCAAACCACUGCUGGAGAAAUGGCUCAACGACGCAGAGAACAUGUCAGCUGACUGUGUGGUGUCGAGUGCGAGCGAGAUGUCUCCGGGUCUCUGCGAGAGUCUGAACCGGCGGCGUAAGAAGCGGACCAGCAUCGAGACCACCAUCCGUCUGGCAUUAGAGAGGAGCUUCCUGGAGCAGAGUCAGAAGCCGUCAUCGGAGGAGAUCACAGUGAUUGCGGAUCAGCUCAACAUGGAGAAGGAGGUGGUGCGAGUUUGGUUCUGUAACCGCAGACAGAAGGAGAAGAGGAUCAAUCCUCCCAGCAGCUGCAGCGGAUCGUCCGCGUCAGCCAUCAAAGCCAUCUACAGCACCUCCAACACUGCAGUGUCCAGCGGCACAAACACACUGACGGUGAAUUCUGUAGUUCCACUGAGCGCCAGCAGCAUCUCAAACCUCACGCUCGGUGGCGCUCUGGCUCAGGUGACGUCACACACUCCGUCGGUCAUCUCCAUGGCACCAGCCAUCGCUACGCCCGCCCCCACUGUGACAUCACCAUCACUGACCACGUCCGUUACUGCUGUGAAACAAGAGUUGAGCGCAGUUUCCUCGGCAACCACGGUCACGCAGGGGGCGGGGCAGUUGCUGGUGACGGGCACAGGACUGGGCGGAGCUAAUCUGACUGCUGUUACUGGGGGUUUGAACCCAACGAUCAUAACGCCCUCGCAGCUGACGCAAGGUGGGACGCUGCUGAGUUUGACUCCUGCUCUGGGAAACACGUUGAUGAACAACAACACACUGGCCACCAUCCAGGCAGCUCUUGCGUCGGGCGGCGCUCUGCCUCUGACGUCCAUCGACGGAAACACCGGCCUGCUGUUCGCCAACACCAGCGCAGGAAACCCCGCCUCCGGCCUGAUGACCACGCCCUUCUUCCUCAACCCGUCCGGCUUCUCUCUGCUGCCCGCCAAUCUCCUGUCAGCGGGCGGGGCUGGAGGCGGAGCUCUCAACCUGCAUGUGACCAGCGAUGUGCAGCAGAGUCCUGUUGCCACGACGACGAAGAACGUGGCCUUGGCCUCGAAGGCUCAGUGAGCGCGUGCGGCUGCGAUUAAUCCUGUUGCUAUUACCAAAAACACUUCUGACCGGUGUAGUGAGCGCAGGACUGACGAGCGACCGCCGGGUUUGUUGUAUGAUGCCACGCGCUCUUGGACACGGUCAGGAUGGAACUUUAUUUUUGCAUUAUUUCUCAAACUAACGUCUAAAUUAACCAAAAAUGUGAGACUUUUUCAUGACGGCAGAUUCUUCACGAGAGAUUAUUUCACGUAACAGAGUUUAUAUUGACUUUCUACGAGGGGUUCUGUUGUUUUUAUUUGCGGCUCUGUGAAACGGGCCGAUUGUAGAUUUAUAACCAAAAGCAUUUCAGAUGUUUUAUGUUGCGAGUUACUGCAGCGCGUCGGUGGAGGUUCUACCCGAUGACUUUUUAAACUAGUACUCUAACUCGACAUCACUUUAUAAAUACGGUUAGAAGGCUUUAAACUAGUAAUAAUCCGUCACAGUGAGCGCGUCUCCUGUGAGAAAUGCAAUCUGUCACACGUUUGUCUGAACACUGAUUGUGUUUGUAGUGUUGAUGUGAGUCAGCGGCGGCAGAGAGACGAGUUCAUUCAGCAUGAAUCUAUUAAAUCUGUGUGAUUCCACCUCAUGGAUGUUCUGUCUUAUCAAAUACUGGGUGUUGAACGUUUAUUUCCCUUGUUUCUAGUGUUCAGUAACAUGAUGACGGCCUGUUUGAAGCCUCUGGAUCGACUGAUCUGACAGCAGCUUCACAAACACUACAGCAUCUUGUACAGAAUUUGCACAUGAAUCUCACCAGACUUUGUGUUUGAGAUUCUAUGGAAGCUUGUUUCUGCCACAGAAUAAAAAAAUAAAAAAGGCAAUUUGACGAAAUUGACUUUUUUCUCAAGAAUUGCGACUUUUUUUUCUAGCAGUUCCGAGAAUCCAAGUCGGACUUCCAAGUCGGACUUCCCAGUUCCCAGUCACUGUUCCAAGAAACCAAGUUGAAGAUCCAAGUCAGAUUUCCUGAUAAACCAAGUUAGACUUCCAAGCCAGAGUUCCUAGUCAGACUUUGCAGAAACCAAGCCGAGUUCCUAGUAGGAGUUCCAAGAAACCAUGUUGGAGUAACUAAGCCAGCAAGUCCGACUUGGAAGAAACUUCCAAGUUCUAAGAAAUCAAAUUGGAGUUCCAAGUCGGAUAUCCCAAGAAACCAUGUCAGAGUUCAGAUAAACCGAGUCAUACUUCUGUGAAUUAACUUUUUUAUUUUUUUAUUCUGUUAAACAAGCUUCCAUAAGAUUGACCCCAACAGUCUGUGAUGUUGCAGAGAUUUCGUUGGAUUCCGUUUGUUUUUUCCAAACACGAGCGUUUUCUGUCUUUUUAGAAUCAUUUGAGAAUCGCAGUGUUUCUGUGCUGAAACAGACGCAAACAGAAUCACAAAAGAAGCUGCAGCCAAAGUUAGUCUCUGUUUGUGAGUUUAUUCUGCCGUCAGCGAACAGAGACGUGUAGCGUACAGGUGAGGUCAGAGGUCAAUGUGUGUUUUUGUAUAAAUACCUCCAGCACUGAUGUUAGAGUGGCGGAUCUUCAGUCCAAGACUACUACUGUGUACAGUCUCUUUUAACUCGUUUUUACUUCAUUUGUGUCAUUUUUACUUCGUCUCCUGCUCUCAUGAACACGUUCUGUUGAAUCGACGGCGUCUCGUUGUUUUUAUCUGCUUCCAACAGUCUGUGGUGGAAACUCAGCAUAUGAACCGUUCUGAGGUUUUCAGCAUGAUUUUAUUUAUACUCAUGAAACUAUUGAAACAGAAGGCGGCGACAUUGAUCUAUUAAUAUCGUUCGUUUCCAUUCUGCUUUUGUCUCUCGCCUGUGAAGUUUAAUAUAUGAAAUAUUUCAGUGAUUCAUCUUUAGUGUCUUUAUUGUUUUCUGCAGGAAUGAAAAAGCAGAUGAAAACCAAAGAUUCAUCCGUUUCUUCUCAGUCGUCUUUAUCAUCUUUAUUCGAACACCCACAAUAUAUACCAGGAUUAUAUAUACAGUAAAUAUAUAAAUAUGUGAAAAAAGAUUAUUUUGUGUUUCCCAAAGCAAAAGUCCUCUUGAGGAUGAAAACCAAAGAUUAUUCACUUUCUCUUUGCCUUUCCCUUGAUUUUUUUUUUUUUUUUUAUGUAUAAUUCAUUGGAAAUCGUAGUCGUAUUCUAGUCUUUAUAAUCCAGUAAUCAAUUUAUUGAUUUUAUGGUGGAAUAUGAAUCAUUUUCUCUCUGCAUGAGAUGAAACAGCAGCAUCUCUGAGUUUCUUCUGUCGUUCUCAUUGUGAUUCAGACGAUGUGUGUCGACUUUCACUGCAGAAUGUUUUAUAUCAUACAGAAGGGCUACACACACACACACACACACACACACACACACACACACACACACACACACACACACACACACUUCUGUUCCUCCGCAGGUCUUCUGGACUCGAGCGGCUCCAGUUGUUGCUGUUUCAUGGUUUACUGUACACAUGAGCUCCUCUGGAGUUUGUAUUUUCUUUGCUGUUGAUGAGUUUGUCAUGUUGCUGUAGAUUUCAUUAAAUGUUUUUCUCAGACUGUU
Messenger RNA from Ctenopharyngodon idella (grass carp), 4646 nucleotides. RefSeq names its product POU class 2 homeobox 1a (gene pou2f1a). Gene Ontology annotation, biological process: regulation of transcription by RNA polymerase II. NCBI's taxonomy places the organism in Eukaryota, Metazoa, Chordata, Actinopteri, Cypriniformes, Xenocyprididae. The record is from RefSeq and is a predicted model, not a curated record. Gene Ontology annotation, molecular function: DNA-binding transcription factor activity, RNA polymerase II-specific; RNA polymerase II cis-regulatory region sequence-specific DNA binding. The transcript has 14 exons. Gene Ontology annotation, cellular component: nucleus. The coding region runs from base 290 to 2110 and encodes 606 amino acids.